AUACAGUUUCCCCUUUUACAAAUAAACAUUCUGUGGAUUUCAUUGCAGAUUUCAAAAUGCCUCGGUCCAAAGAUAAAGAGGAUGCGUUAAUGAAUAAGGCUCUAAGAACCACCAAGACACCUUGCAAUUCAGCAGCAAAUUCUCUUGAUGUGAAUGCCGUCUUGGAUCUGGGUGAUGUGUGUGUUGAUUCUGAUGUGUUAACACCCCAGAAGGUUGCUGAUCACCUAUCAAGUGCAAUUGAUAGUGAGAUGGGGGAAUGUCCAGUAAGAUCCAUGCCUGAUAGUGUUAUGCUACAGAUACUCGGAUAUCUAUCUGUAAAGGAUCUCUGCAGAGCUGCCUGUGUUUGUAGAGGGUGGAACCAUCUGGUAAGACAAAAACCACUGUGGAGAGUAGUGGAUCUUUCACCUUACAAGAUCAGUCUGGUCAACAUUCGUAAGCUAGUCUUUGCUUACUUCAGUGAUUCCCUACGUAGCCUCAGUCUCGGUGGCUUCCUCUCAUCAGUCAAGAAUACAGAGUGUAUCUCAGACUCUUUGCUUCAAGAACUUGGAAACCGCUGCCCAAAGUUGCAAGAACUCUGCAUCAGAGGGGCUGAUUUAUUGAAGGCAAGCUCAACCAACCUGCCACCAAAGUUGCAGACUCUGAAGUUGAUAUCAUGCAACUAUCCCACGUUUUGGCUUACUGCGGCAUUUAAACAGUCUAAACUUGAUUCGCUACAGCAUCUGGACAUGACUUGCUCUAAUGGUUUUGGUAAUCGAGACUUAGAAUCCAUUACACCUGCUCCUAUGACAUCUGUUCUUGUUCUGAAGUUAAGGAACUGCUAUCGCAUCACACCACGAGGGACAAGUCGCAUCACAGACAACUUUCCCAACCUGAAGGAGUUAGACCUAAGCAAGUUGCCUCAGAACAAUGAGACCCUCCAGAAGAUUGGUCGUAACCUGACACAGUUAAGAAUCCUUAGACUUCAUCAGUGCACCAAUAGUGAGAAUGUCCUCUUUGAUUUACACCAUCUAUCACCACUGAAGCAGCUGGAAGAACUUGAUGUAAGCACCAUGCCUGAUAACAGCCCUUUCUCAGAAUCACCUACCUAUGAUGGUAAUGUCCUUGCUGGCUUAGCCAAUUCUCUACCUAAAUUGAAGGUUCUGUUGGUGUCCAAGAAUAAACAUUUUACAGAAGGCCAUGUACAGAGAGUUAACAAUGGUUGUGUAAUGCAUCAAGAAGAAGGUGAUGCUAGGGCUAUGUGGAUGAUUGGUUUCUAUCCACAUGACAGGUUGAUCACAGCAGCACAACAACAAACCCAUUGACGCCCAUUCUAUCAUUUGCAAUGAAAUCUGUUAUUUAUAAGACAAUUUUUUUCCCAAAUGUCUUCAUGGCAAAUUGCACUUUUCCGACAAUGGUAAAAAUCAGAUGCGUAAUGAGCCAAUCAGUUUGAGAGGGCCAGACAUAUCAUAUUGGGUAAAGUUUCUUUAAAAAACGAAGUGAGCGAAUGAAGUGAGAGAGCAAACAUUUUUUCAUCUUUUGAUUAAAAAAAUCUCAUUUCGUGAAAAAUUUGUACCUAAUAUUCAGAAAAUAAUAUAAUAUUUUACUCCUUUUGCUUUCCUUUUUUUUCUCACCCCCUCCUUUUUCUUGGUUGUUAUUUUAUUUUAUUUUUUUAUUCAUUUAUUUAUUUCUAUUUUUUUUUUGGGGGGGGAGUCUUGGGGAUGGUGACAUCCCCCCUUCCUGUACACCAGUAUUAAAUAUUAAAUAACAAGUGGGUCAUUUGAAUGAAUAAAAGAAAACAAACAUAACACAAAGAUAUCUUUAAUAAAUUAUAUCAGAUAAAUAGGCAAACAAGAGAACAGAUGUUACAUUCUUUGUACAUUUAUUUCCUUUUUAUUUUUGUAGGAAAUAUCAAGUAUUUCAUCUCAAGUUUUUUUUUUCCAUAAAGCUCUUGAUUGAUUCAUAGUAAGGAAUUUCAACUGUUCUAAAGUCGAGUCUAAUGCAUUAUUCCAUUUCAUUACUAAAUAUGCUUAAUCCCCAAAACAGUUGUGAUGUGAUGGAUAUUUCAAUGUGCUUUAUUUGGUUAAAUUUCUUUUUUUAUAAUUUAUUGAUUUUACAUCAGAAUUUAAUUUAAUCGGGUGCCCAAUCAAAAUAGAAUAUCUGAAUAUUUUUAUCUUGUUUAAAUAAAAUGCCUUCUUAAUCAUGGAAUGGGCUGAAAAAGUCUGGAUAUAAUUCUUGUCAGCAGCUUUCUAAUAUCCAUUCGCAAAAUAAGCAAAGCUAAUCUUAAACGGCUAUUUGAAUAAAAAUAAUCACAUUAUGGAGAGAGGUUGCAAGAUUAUUUUCAAUUAAGAUCUUAACACCCCGAAAAAUGCCAUACAUAAUUUCUAAUGGGUAAAAAAUACAUUUUAAUGACUACUAUGCAUUUGGAAUAUUGCAUUGUUCCAUGAUUCUUGAGGUAAGCUCACAUUACAGACCUUUUAGCUUUAGACAGGCUUUUAUAUCUUUAAUAGGAAUUAUACCAUGUAAGUUAUAUCAGGAGUGUAAGAAUAAUUAGUACCAGCAAUUAGUACCAGCAAAUGCCACUGUGUAUUUGAAUUUGAAAUGGAAAAUGAUGAUAUAAAUAAUAAUAUAAUCAGUUUGUCAAUUAAAACUUUUUUCUCUUGAUUUUCAAUUUCAAUUUCAAUCAUGGUUUAUUUCGUAUAAAAACAAUACAUGUUACACAGCCAGAAGGCAGAAGUUAGCAUGUUUACAAUAAAAUGUUCACAAGUCAUGGAUAAAAGCAACAAUUACAAUUUAAACAUGUAAUGUACAUAGAUAAUAAAUAAUUUUUAAAGAGCAAGUGUACAUAAAAAUUCAUGAAAUAUAAUAAAAGAGAAUGGAAAAGAAACUGUAAAUACAAUACUAAAAGUGAUGAAUAUUAGACAAUUAAAAAUUCAAAUAUCAAUUGGAUUGAAAUGGAGACUAAAACAAUGGCAAAAAUUUGAGUUGACUUCAAGGGUAUGAAAGUAGAAAUUUAUUUAGAAUUUAGUAAAUCAAUGAAAUAAGGUAUUGCACUUUUUCUAAAACGAUCUGUUUUGCAUUUUAUCUGAGCAAAGUUUGGAACAUUAUGAAUAAAUGUUACAUACAUUAAAAAAAAUCUUUGAGACAUAAAAGUUCAUGUUGAAAGGUUGAAUUGUUAAUAAAGGUCAAUUCAUCCCCAGAAAAAUGUUGAUUUGAAUCAAUAGAGAAAAAUCAAACAAGCGUAAUGCUGAAAAAUUCAUCAAAAUCGGAUGUUAAAUUAGAAAGUUAUGACAUUUUAAAGAUUUGCUUAUUUUUCACAAAACUCAGUGACAUGGAAAUGAGAGAGUUGAUGUCUCUCAUUCGUCGUCUGUUAUAUUUUUUAUUGUUUGAAUUAUUUGAUACUAGGACCAACUUGACUGAAGUUACUGAACCAUAAAAUGUUAAAACAAUGAUAAUAAUGCAUGUUCAGAGAGGAUUAAAACUUUGUUUCAUAUGACAAGGAGAACAUUAAAAUAUUUCAGAUUUCAUAUAAUGAAAUACACAUGAAAUAGUGAGUGGGUGAUGUCAUCAGUCCCCUUAUUUGCAAUUGGACCAGGAUGUUUUCCUUUUAACUGUUUUGUGAAAUGAAACUUUAAAAUGUCAUUACUUUCUUAUUGUACACCCAAUUUUGAUGAAAUUUUCAUUGUUAUGCUUGUUGGAUUUUUUUCCUUCUUAUUCAAAAUAACUUUUUGUGAGAAUGGACCUGUCCUUUAACAAGGAGAUUAGAUAUUUUAAAAAAUUAUAAGACAAAAUAUAUGUAUAUUGAUUUUUUUUUUUUUUUAGUAUGAAAUAAUGUGUUAAUAUAUUCAUUUUAAUUUUUUAUUGAAUUUUUAAUUCAGGAAAUUAAACAUUCUAGAGAAUAUACUCAUGCCUGAAGCAUUAGAGCAAAUAUUAUAGUCAAUGGUCAAGCUGUUUCAAGAUCAAUAGGCCUAUGUUUUAUUGUCCAGCCUUGUUUGGUAAAUUACUUCAUGUACAUGUCAAAGAACAUGUAAAUUUUAAGUCUAUAUAUUGUCUUCUAAAGAUAGUGAAACCUUCGUGUCUGUUUAACUUUGAGUUUGAAGUCUAGAUGUUUUUUGUUACUUGUGUGUAAAGUGCCAUGUAAUGGAUAAAAUAGAUAAUAUAAUGGGUGUUUCACAGAUUUGACUAAGAGUCGCACUUAAAUGCCGACGCGUAUAUGAUAUGCAACGUGCAAUCUUAUUGAAUAAUACCCAGUAGUUUGCGUCCUCUUGGCAUGGUCUGACCAAUGCGGUUGUGCCAUUUAUAAUGCACGCAACUACGGUAAGCAAGUGCGACUUUAAGUCAUAUACAUGUAUGUAAGUCUUUUUGAAACACCACCCUGGAAUAGUAUUCUUUAUCAUUAUUUUAUGUUUCAUUGCCAUGCAAUUUGUGAAUGCUUAAUCUUGCAUAAAUUUAUCUCACUUAUCAAAACCUUGUAUCAGUUAGUGUAUUUUGAAAGUUGUCUUGUGAUUAAAAAAACUGUUGUAAAAGUUUACAAUAGUUCAUAAUAUACAUGUA
Molecule: messenger RNA, 4530 nt
Organism: Lytechinus pictus (painted urchin)
Lineage: Eukaryota; Metazoa; Echinodermata; Echinoidea; Temnopleuroida; Toxopneustidae
Product: F-box/LRR-repeat protein 12-like
Exons: 3
Coding region: 57-1301 (414 amino acids)
Biological process (GO): SCF-dependent proteasomal ubiquitin-dependent protein catabolic process
Cellular component (GO): SCF ubiquitin ligase complex
Molecular function (GO): protein binding
Source: RefSeq, a predicted model, not a curated record